Molecule: messenger RNA, 248 nt
Organism: Bipolaris maydis ATCC 48331
Lineage: Eukaryota; Fungi; Ascomycota; Dothideomycetes; Pleosporales; Pleosporaceae
Source: RefSeq, a predicted model, not a curated record
ACUUGUCCGGGACCUGUGGCCAAUGCACAUGUGAUUGUGCCAUGGUCAUGUUUAUCCGGGCCGAGGGCUGGUGCCUGUGUGCCUGUGUGGAUCUGGCGGAGAAGCGCUUUCUUCGCCACGGUCUAGACCUGCGCGCCUUGGCUUUGAGCGGCGCCAUCCAGGGCUACCACGACGAAGGAAGAGGAGAGGAGAUGAAAGAGCAAAGGAAACAAAGAGGUGGCUGACAUGAGUGGGCCAAUCACCGGAAG